This is a messenger RNA of Dreissena polymorpha, 1043 nucleotides long. Its product is annotated as CUB and zona pellucida-like domain-containing protein 1. The record is from RefSeq and is a predicted model, not a curated record. Lineage: Eukaryota; Metazoa; Mollusca; Bivalvia; Myida; Dreissenidae. Bases 89 to 928 code for a protein of 279 amino acids. The transcript is spliced from 7 exons.
GAUUCUUAUCGACGGUUUAUUAUCCAUUGAAAAUCUAGGACCUCGAUGACAUUUGAAGUCAGUGAAAGGCAGUGGAAACACAGCAGUUAUGACGGCCAGUAUGUCAUCUCUGUUACUUGAUGUGACGACUGUUUUGAUGAUGACACCAGCUUCAUGGGCAACAGCUCAGUCGCUUCCUGAACUGAUCAAUGCAUCAUGCUCAUUUACCACAUGGUAUCUUGAUAUUGACAUGGAAAAACUGAGCAACAGAAACCCAGGGUCGUUGUCCACGGACAUAUAUUUUGGCGAAAACUCGUGUACCGGACACAAAGUCGGCAACCACUUAAUCUUCGAUUAUGACAUCGAAAGCUGCUUGACAAACAAAAAGCCCAGCGAAAUCGAGAUGGUUUACACAAACCAAUUGGUUUACGCCUAUCAUGACCCGAAACACAAUUUCAUCAUACAAAGCAUCAACUGGACGCUAGACAUAAGCUGUCACACUCAGUGGGACGAAUCCGAUCGCAGUUAUGUGACUUUCAACCAACCAACAGGCGGAAAUAAUAGCUCAACUAAUUCAACCGCAUCGAUCCUGACGCAGUUUUUCGUAGAUCCUAAUUUUCAACAGGAAAUAUCUGGAAAUCCACUAAAUGCUACAACAGGCGCUAAAGUGUUCGUCAAGACGUUUGUUCAAAACGUUGAUUGGACGGUGACAAUGAAACAUCUUUCUUGUUAUGCCGAACCAAACCAAAACGGUCAUGGUGCGAGAUACUACCUGAUAAAAAACGAUUUCGAAAUGGACGCCAACACCCACAAACUGUCAUGGACGGACCACGAGACACAGUUCGAGUUCCAAGCGUUCCCGAUGACCGGACCAGACCAGAGACUCUACAUCAAGUGUGAUGCAACGCUUUGUGACGAAGCAGACGUUAUAUGUCAUCGCACGCUGUGACCGGAGACCGCACUGCGCAUAACAAUGAUUUAAUAUGAUGACGACAAUCACACACAUAUUUCAGGGCUUUUGAAAAUACCUGUAUCAAAAAAAGAUUAAAACGAAUAUUCCCAUA